AUGAGUGUCCUAAAGAAACUAAGUGAAUUAGUAACCAAAAAUGAUUUGGAAAAUAAGAUACUAAUCACACCUAGUUUAUUUUCUUCUCCUUUACUUCCUUCCAAAAAUAUAAACGUACCUAAUACUAAUUCAAAAAAUAUAAAUGAUCCUUCAACUAAAACAAAAAAUAUUUCAAAACUUUAUGAAAACCGCCAAAUAUCUGUGGGUAAAAGAUCAGCCUAUCAAAAAAAUUUAGUCAAAGAUUACUUAUCAUCGUUUGAACAUAUACGUCCGUUCAAAAGACUCACUAUUCAAGAUGAUUACGAUGUUGAAAGGGCCAAAAAGCUUAAUUUGUUUAAGAAAAAAAUAAGUACCAACCCUAAAUUUAAAGAAACUCAAGAUGAAAUAUUUCUCGGUAGAAUAAUCCCAAUUCUCAUACGACAAUGUAAAAUACCUGUAAAUAAAACUAAAUUGCAUUUUUCCUCGAUACCGAAAAGGAUAUACCCAAAGGACUCAUAUGACGAAAUUCCAAUAAUACCUAAUUUUCAAGAAGAUCCUCAAGCAUUUGCCAAUUAUAUUGGUUUAUUAACACAUACAAAUUUCCAUUUUAAAAACUCAAGUUCUACAAAUGGAAUUAUACCAACUCUAUUAAGGACAUUAUUGCAUCCGAUGAAUAAGACUACCGGACCGUAUCAAACCACUGAAACAUUCAAUGACAUGAUAUAUUAUUUUUAUCAGAAAUCAGAUCUAGCAUCCAUGAGAGAAUCUUUAGCAAUUUUAAAAUUGAGUAACUGUAAACCAGACAUUAAAACUUAUAAUUUAAUGCUAUCAGGAUUAUUAAAAAAUUCAAACAAUGAAAGCAGUCCCAAUGAAAAUAAAAAUUUGAUAUAUUAUUUAGAGAGAAUGAUAAAGGAUGAAGUAAGGGCUGAUAGUAUAACAUGGAAUAUUUUGUUUCAGUUUCUUGAGACUGAUAAAGGUAGAACUGUCUUCAUGGAAGCAAUGAGAGAUCUGAAUAUAGAAAUAACCUAUCGAUUUAUUAUCACAUUGAUUAAAAACUCUCAAUCUACACAAACAAUGAGUGGCUUAUCAAUAUUAAAAUUAUUCCAACAAUAUAAUAUUCGAAUGAAUAAUGAUAUUUUAAAAUUCUGUAUUAAACGAUUUCUCAGAGAUGGUCAACUAAAUCAUGCUUUGACUACGAUUGAACAUGUUUCCAAAGAGACCAAAUCUUCGAUGGCGGAAGGUAAUUUAAUUAUACCGACUGUUAUUAAUAGUGAUACAUUAAAUUUAUUUCUAUAUCAUUUUGGUAACGCCGGUCGUUUAGAUCUUUCUUUAAUGUCAUUCAAUACAUUUACAAAAGAUUAUGAUGUAAAACCUAAUUCAACAAAUUUUGAAAUGUUAUUCAAAUCAUUAGUUCGUAAUGGUUAUUCCAAAAAUUUUCCAAUUAUACAUAAAUGGAUAAAAGUAAUUCGUUUAAAAUGGACAAAAGAGAUGCGCAACAAUUAUUGGAAAGUAAAAGCUGAUUCUAUUGCUAAAUUCAAUUGCUUAAAAGAUGUUCAUGAGGAUGAUAUUAAAAUAUUUGAUACAAUGAUAAGUAAUUUCAAAUUGAAAGAAAAUAACAGUAGUGGAUAUAAUACAUGGAGUAAUGCUACAAAGGAUGAAAGAAAAAUAUUACGAUAUAUUAAUUGUCGACCAAAUAGUAUUAUGAAAGAGAAAUUAAUAAAUAAUAAGACAAACAAUUUGAUUAAAAAUAAUAAAAACACAUAUCAACAAAAAAAGAAGUACCGUGAAAAUAUUUGUAAGAUUGCAAUAAAACAUGCAACGAUUAAACGUAUUCCAUAUGCGGCUGAUUGGUAUGAGGGUCUAAAUAAAGAAUUAAAAGAUCGUAAAUUAUUACAAGAGACAACCUCAUUAGAUUAG
This is a messenger RNA of Maudiozyma saulgeensis, 1896 nucleotides long. NCBI's taxonomy places the organism in Eukaryota, Fungi, Ascomycota, Saccharomycetes, Saccharomycetales, Saccharomycetaceae. The record is from the annotation of a GenBank genome assembly.